Molecule: messenger RNA, 705 nt
Organism: Strigops habroptila (Kakapo)
Lineage: Eukaryota; Metazoa; Chordata; Aves; Psittaciformes; Psittacidae
Product: double-headed protease inhibitor, submandibular gland-like
Exons: 7
Coding region: 1-594 (197 amino acids)
Molecular function (GO): serine-type endopeptidase inhibitor activity; protein binding
Source: RefSeq, a predicted model, not a curated record
AUGAAUAAUUCAUACUUCUACUGUAUCCCAGGGAAGGCUGAAAGAGAACAAAAAAGGAGAGCCUCCUGCGACACGUACCCGUUCUCUGGAGAAGGAGAGUUUAACUGUCCCACCGAUUACGAACCCACCUGCGGGACUGACAAUGUGACCUACCCCAAUGAGUGCUCCCUCUGCAAAGAAAUCUUCCGUAACCAAGCCAUUGACAAGAAGCAUGAUGGAAGAUGUGUUAAGUUUGACUGCAGUGGCUACCUGAGACCACUCAGCCGUCGUAUGGACACCUGCACCACGGAGUACACACCCAUCUGCGGCACCAACGGGGUUACCUACAGAAACAAGUGCUACUUCUGCAAUGCUGUGGUGAGUGGACUGGACAUGGACCUGAGCAAUCUUGGAGAAUGCGCCCAGGUAAAGCUCAGAAAUCUGCACACUGCUAUUGACUGCAGUGAACAGAAUGGCAACAAUCUUGCCUGCGCUGCCGACUAUAGCCCACUUUGUGGCUCUGAUGGCAGAACUUACGGAAACCAGUGUCAUUUUUGCAAUGCAGUUUCAUUGAGCCAGGAAGGUCUGUUCCUCAGACACCGUGGUGAAUGCUGAGCGCUGGAGCUGUUCCGUUACAAAUUCUGAGAACACAUACGAUCCUCCCUGCUCCUUUGACUGUUGUGCAUUGGUCUCUGCUUUGAUUGAUCAAUAAAUUAAAUGCAACUA